Lolium perenne is the source of this 879-nucleotide messenger RNA. RefSeq names its product germin-like protein 1-3. Gene Ontology annotation, molecular function: manganese ion binding. The record is from RefSeq and is a predicted model, not a curated record. NCBI's taxonomy places the organism in Eukaryota, Viridiplantae, Streptophyta, Magnoliopsida, Poales, Poaceae.
ACACCUAAUUAGCUACCUACAGCUUCCUCACGCAGCAAACUAGCUAGCUCCGAACCUGAUUAACUAGAAACCAUGGCCAAGCUCCCCGCUGUCCUCCUCGCAGCUUGCGCUGCCCUCCUGGCCCUUGCCGCGCCGUUGCUCGCCGGCGACCCCGACAUGCUCCAGGACUUAUGUGUCGCCGACUACAAGUCCCUCGAAGGCCGUAAGUGUGAUGCGAAGGUCACAUCGAACGACUUCUUCUCCGACGUACUAUCCCUCCCGGGCAACACCGGCAACCCGGUUGGUUCCGCUGUGACGGCGGCGAAGGUGGAGAAGCUCCCGGGGCUCAACACGCAGGGUGUGUCCAUGUCCCGCGUUGACUACGCGCCGUGGGGCGUGAACCCGCCGCACACCCACCCUCGCGCCACCGAGAUCAUCUUUGUGCUCGAUGGCUGCCUCGACGUGGCCUUCGUCACAACCGCCAGCAAGCUCUUCGCUCGCACCGUCUGCAAGGGCGAGGUCUUCGUCUUCCCCCGCGGCCUCGUCCACUACCAAAAGAACAACGGCGGCGCGCCGGCCGCUGCGAUCUCGGCGUUCAACAGCCAGCUUCCCGGCACUCAGUCUCUCGCCGUGUCGCUUUUCGGGGCGUCGCCGCCGGUGCCCACCGACGUGCUGGCCAGGGCGUUCCAGAUCGAUGGAGGCAUGGUGGAGGCCAUCAGGUCCAAGUUCCCGCCUAUGAACUAGGCGUCCUUGAUGCAUACAGUCGGAGGGAUCGGCCAUGUCUACGUUCGUACGUGCUGCGCCAAUAAAUUAGGAGGACGCCGUAAAAGUGUGAUUUUAAUUGAUCUGUUUGUAUCUUUUCAUUUGAUCGUUCCAUCAUUUCUGUCCGUGCUUUGUGAA